Messenger RNA from Hansenula anomala, 1364 nucleotides. RefSeq lists its product as uncharacterized. The record is from RefSeq and is a predicted model, not a curated record. NCBI's taxonomy places the organism in Eukaryota, Fungi, Ascomycota, Saccharomycetes, Phaffomycetales, Wickerhamomycetaceae. The transcript has a single exon. The coding region runs from base 158 to 1156 and encodes 332 amino acids.
GUGUAUUAUUCCUAGUCUUUGACGUGUUCUUACUUCCCUGCACCUUCUUUUGAGAACCGACACCACUGUCCUUUCGUUUUUUGUCCAACUCUUUGUUUUUUCCAGGUGGUACUCAUUCUUCAAGCUCGCUCAUUGUCGGUAUUAUUGUUUAUUCAAAAUGUCUUUCUUUGGUAAUGAUUUAGCUGCUCCACAAUCUCAACAGCUAAAUGUUGUUCCUGAAGCUGCUCCUUUGCCAUCACAAGUUCCUGAAUCUUCAAAUGAAUUGAACCAACAAGCAAGUCUCUCCGAGGAAUCAUCAUCAUCAUCAAAACGUCAAAUUGAAAGUCAUCCAUUCGUUAACCAAUUUAGUGAAGUUGAGAAGGCCAUUUCCAACUUUACAAAGCAUCAACCUUUCAACCAUCAUUACGCUCCAAAUGUCCAUCCAAACAGAGGUCACAAUAACCAUUAUAACAAUAAUAGAUAUAAUAACAACAACAAUAACAAUAACAACAAUGGUCGUUUCCAUCAUCACAACCAACAACAACAAUUACCAAUUGUUCAACGCCAACAACAACAAGCUCCACAGCAACAAAUUCCAAAUCAACAACAACAAUUUUUCAAUGGUAACAAUAAUGCUGGUUUACAAAAUCGUUUCCAAAAAUUACCAUCAAGUGCUUCACAACCUCAACAACAACAACAACCAUUGAUGCAACAACAAUAUCAAUUACAACAACAACAAUUGCAACAGUUGCAACAACAACAGCAACAAAUCCAAUUGCAACAACAGCAAUUACAACAGCAACAACAAAUUCAACAAACCGUUGUUCAACCACAACAACAACAACAAUUUUUAAACAAUGAUUUAAAAUUUGAUAUUUUCCAACAACCUCAAGAUCUUUCAUUACCAUUAAGAAAGACAGCAUCACCAACUUUCAACGGUGUACCAAUGAGACCGAAUUCUGUUAAUUCAUUUGCCCCAUUAGAACAAAUCAACACGGGGUCUUCAUUUGGGUUGGGUGGUUCAGAUUUAAUUUCAACACCGGUUUCAAAUCCAAUUAUUAACGGUGGGAAUGUGGAUAAGAAUAUAUCAUUGGAUGAUUCAACUACUAAUGCGUAUCUUGGUGAUCUUUGGGGGAAUUCCAAAAAUUUGAGAAGUUCAACUUCUGUUUGGGCUUGAUUUGUGUGUGUUUUUUUUUGUACAAUCAUAAGGUUAUAUUUUUUUUAAAAUUGAUUUAAAGGGGUGAGGUUCAGUGCAUAUAUGUAUUUAAAGAGCUAUUUUUGGGAGAAGUUUUUUGGCUUUUGUUUUCUGUGUUGAUAUUCCAGAGGAAAAGGUGGGAAAAGAGAAAUGUUUUAUGAUAUUGAUGCAUUUUUUUAAGAGUUGUGUG